CUUCGUAAAGUGAACUAUUUGGUUCUGAUGGGAAAUCAAACUUCUCAGUCUGAGUUAAUUUUGCUUGGCCUGUCAGACCUCAGAUAUUCUCAGAUCCCGGUAUUUCUGCUGAUCUUCCUCAUCUAUGUGGCCACACUGGCCGGGAAUCUUCUCAUCAUUUCCCUGGUGGUCUCAGACUCCCACCUGCACACCCCCAUGUACUUUUUCUUGGGAAAUCUCUCAGUUUUAGACAUCUUCAACUCCUCCACUUCCGUAUUACAUGUGUCUUUUGACAUCUUUACUGGAAACAGACUAAUUUCAUACCCAACGUGUAUCUCUCAGGUCUUCUUCUUCUCCUGGUUUUGCAGCACUGAGUGCUUCAUACUUGAUAUAAUGUCCUAUGAUCGCUAUGUUGCCAUCUGCCAUCCUUUGCAUUAUACAUCCAUAAUGAGGCUUCCCCUGUGUGUUCAGGUGGCCUUCUUAUUCUGGGUUCUCAGCUUUGCUUGUUCCUUGUUGCAUACACUUUAUGCGCUAAGACUGGCCUUCCCUGACCCCACCACCAUCCCAAGCUUGUUCUGUGAAUUAUAUCAACUGUUUCAACUGUCAUCUUCUGACACUUUCCUCAAUUACUUUCUUAUAUAUUUUCAAGCUGCCUGUUUUUCAGUCCCUGGAUUUCUCAUUACUUCCCUCUCCUAUGUCUACAUUUUCAAAACCAUCCUGAAAAUUACAAUGAAGGAUGGAAGACGGAAAGCUUACUCCACCUGCACCUCUCACCUCACGGUGGUCUUCAUCUUUUACGGGACUGUUUUUUUCAACUACUUUCAACCCAAAACUACGAUUUUUCAGGCAGGGAGAUGGCUGGCUGUAUUCUACACAGUUGUCACCCCUCUCCUAAACCCGAUUAUAUACAGCCUGAGAAACAGGGACCUGAUAGGAGCUCUUCAGAAAACUCUAUCCAGAAUUGACUCCAGAUCAUGAACUGUCAUGGAAGGAGAACGGCACAACAAUAUUCACAGUCUGAGGAUGGCAUGUAAUUAGCCACUUCUCAACCGUAGGACUUCCAUGGACGUGCUUAGGUUGAGGUGGUUA
Messenger RNA from Rana temporaria (common frog), 1068 nucleotides. Its product is annotated as olfactory receptor 1J2-like. Gene Ontology annotation, molecular function: olfactory receptor activity; G protein-coupled receptor activity. Lineage: Eukaryota; Metazoa; Chordata; Amphibia; Anura; Ranidae. Gene Ontology annotation, cellular component: membrane. Gene Ontology annotation, biological process: G protein-coupled receptor signaling pathway. The transcript has a single exon. The annotation marks the transcript as partial. The record is from RefSeq and is a predicted model, not a curated record.